Messenger RNA from Closterium sp. Yama58-4, 2211 nucleotides. The record is from the annotation of a GenBank genome assembly. NCBI's taxonomy places the organism in Eukaryota, Viridiplantae, Streptophyta, Zygnematophyceae, Desmidiales, Closteriaceae.
AUGGAUGCCUUCGAGAGCUAUUUCCGAGCGGCGGACACGAAUGGCGACGGAGUCAUUAGCGGGGCCGAGGCCGUCACCUUCUUCCGACGAUCCGGCCUUCCUCAGAUGACUCUCGCAAAGGUGUGGCAGUACUCGGACGUGCGUCAGGCUGGCUCGCUCACGCGUCCCGAGUUCUUCAAUGCGCUGCGCCUCGUCACUGUAGCGCAGUCGGGCCGGGACCUCACCCCCGACCUCGUGCGCGCCGCACUCAACGGCCCUGCCGCCUCACAGAUCCCGCCUCCGCGCAUCGCUGGAGCUGCUUCUCCUGCCACUGCCCCCCCUCCUGCCGCUGGUGCUCCUGCGGGUGCAGCAGCAGCAGCACCUCAGCUGCCCCGCCGCCCGUCGCCUGUUCCCACUCGUCCGGGGAUGGGACCAGGCGCCGUUGCUGCUCCGCAGCCUCUCUCCUCCUUCCCCUCUGGCCUCAGCGUAGGCUCGGCCAGUGCAGGACUAGCCUCGGGAGGGCUGACAGCAGCAGCGGCAGCUGCGGGAUUGAAGCCGAAGCAGCCUGGCGCUCUGUCGGACGUGUUUGCUGAGUUUGGAUCGUUUGAUGUGAAGUCUAAGUCCGUGCAGCCUACCAGUGCGCCUCCAUGGCCCCGACUCACAGUGGCAGAGGUGCAGCGCUGUGCGCAGGUGUUCAGUGCGGUUGACACAGAUAGAGAUGGGAAGAUCACAGGAGAGCAGGCGAGGAAGCUACUGAUGAGCUACAAGGUCCCCAUCGAUGUGCUGAAGCGGGUGUGGGACAUGGCAGACCAGGACAAGGACGGCAUGCUCACCCUGCGAGAGCUCUGCACCGCUCUGUACCUCAUCAACCAUUUAACAGGAGUGGGGCAGAUGCCGGUGCCAGCAGAGGCAGGAGACGUGGAUGCAUCACGGCCCGUGUACCGGUCCCAGGCACCUGACCUGGAGGGGGAGAAGGUGGCUCAGCUGGACGCGGAGGAGCGGGAGAAGAUCGAGAGCAAGCACAAGGAGGCCGAGGAGAUCGGAAAGAAGGUGUGGGAGACGGAGCUACAGAUAGCGGACUACAGGCGCAAGAUUGACUUCUACCGCGUCAAGAUGCAGGAGAUCAUCAUGUUCAAGAGUCGCUGUGACAACCGCUUGAAUGACGUGACGGAGCAAGUGGCAGCGGAGAAGAGACAUUACGACAUGCUGUGCAAGCGCUACGACGAGCGCUUCAAGGCGUCCAUGCCAGGUGUCAAGUCGCGAUUGGCCUACGAGGACAGUGUGCUAAAGGAGCUGCAGGAUCGCAAGGCAGCGCUGAUGGAGGUGGUGUCGCGAUUCCGGGCCACCACCACCGCUGACGCCUCCGACCUGCUGCAGGGCCGAGCGGACAAGCUAGGCAUGGAUCUGGAGGACGCACGGAGGGCCAUCAACCGCCAGGCCAAGGACCUGGGACUCAAAGUGCGCCCCCUGCUCGGCGCUGCCUCGGGGCCUGAUGCGUGGCGAGUGGCCCUGCAGGAGAACAUGGCGGACUGUGAUGAUGACUGGGACGAGUUCAUGGACCAAGGCUUCUCAGUGGUGCGAUCGCGCACAGACGACCUGUUGGGGGGAGACGACGACGAGCCGGCGCCCCUCAUCCCCCUCGGCCCCCUGCACCUUCCUUUCGUCGCUCUGCUCCCUCACCUGCUCAUGCCCCUUGCUGCUUGCAGCCCAUCAGCAUGGGACAGCCGCUUUGGUUUUAGGGGAGACAGAAACCUCCCAUCAGCCUCAGGGGUGGACUCGCCGUCUGUCUCCCAGUCCAUGGACUUCCAGCCCUCAGCCUUCGCCGGCCAGGACUUUGCCUUGGGAUUCGACCAUCACUUCGACGCCACAGGUUCGGGCUUCCGAGCCUCCAGCCAGUAUGACUCCAAUUUCCGAGCCUCGAGUGAGUUUGACUCGCAUGCACAUGCACACCCUGAGGACUCAGCAAGUGCAUCUGAGCAGUCAGGGCCAGGGUUUGGCCGCCCGGACGAUUACUCCGAGGUGGCUUCGGGCGGCGCUGCAGGAUUUGAUUCUGCUGCAGGAUUCGACUCUGCUGCGGGAUUUGAUUCUGCAUAUGGAAGUGGGAGGGGCAGCGGUGUGUCAGCAUCGCGAUUUGAUGAGCAUGUGGGAGAGGAGGAUGCUUCUUCUGCAGACAACACUCCCAUGGCAGGCACUGCAGGGCAUUUCUCCCAGCGUGGGUGGGGUGCUUUCUGA